Messenger RNA from Dinoponera quadriceps, 1053 nucleotides. Its product is annotated as fatty acid synthase-like. The record is from RefSeq and is a predicted model, not a curated record. The transcript is spliced from 6 exons. Lineage: Eukaryota; Metazoa; Arthropoda; Insecta; Hymenoptera; Formicidae. The annotation marks the transcript as partial.
AUGUCCACAAUUGACGAUAAUAAUGCGAAUCACAGUAAGUCCCUUGAGAUUAUUAAAUCGAAAUUCUUGGAGCUUCUAAGUCAGAUGUUACCAUCGCAAUCAUUAAAAGUCGCGGUCCAGUAUGUUCCAUUCCGAAAAAUUAUAACUUUGAUACCGGAGGAUGCGAUACUCGUCCAUAUAGCGAUUCAAAAUGAUUUUCAAACGAUUAUAGCAAAGUCGUUGGAAUCAACAGUGAUUUCACUGUGCAAACGCGACCAGAAACAUACCAUACAAAUGUUUUUAGAAGGAAUUGGUGAUCUUUAUAAUAUAGGUUUUCAGCCGCAGAUUGCAAAUUUAUAUCCACCAGUGCAAUUUCCAGUUAGUCGCGGAACACCAAUGAUAUCUCUUCUUGUUAGAUUGGAUCAUACCGACGAUUACCAUGUUUAUCAGUACAGAGGACAACACAUAAUUUCCAGUAGAGAAAGACCUGUCAGUAUUACCACCGCUGACGAAGAGUUCGAAUAUUUCUCUGGUCAUGUAAUUGAUGGAAAAAAUUUGCUACCGGCGACAGGCACUAAUAACUUCGAGAUUAUAGAAGAUGACAACGUAAUUGUCAGUGGAUUCGCAAGGGUACCUAACGACAUUGCGUAUGAAAAACUACCUGUUCAAUUUUUAUCCAACAGUGGUGAAGAUAAUGAGUGCAUGAACACAGCAGAUAUUUAUAAGGAGCUACGACUCCGUGGUUAUCAGUAUACUGGUUUAUUUCGUUUGCUGAAAAGCGCUUCUAUCACUGGUAAAGUAGGGCACAUCAGGUGGCCUAUGAAUUGGACAGCAUUCAUGGACAACAUGCUACAAAUGAAAAUCCUAUCGUUUGAUCCAAGAAGUAUUUGCGUGCCGACUGAAAUUCGCAAAUUAAUAAUCGAUCCUGAAUAUCACAUGAAACAAUUGCACGAUAUUUCCGUUAAAAAAAAAAAUUUGCCUGUACGUGUCUAUGAUUGUUUAGACGCCAUAGUAUCCGGAGGAAUAGAAAUUUGUGGGGUCAAAGCUACAGUCAUAUCUCGUCGAUUGACCAGA